Molecule: messenger RNA, 1109 nt
Organism: Saprolegnia parasitica CBS 223.65
Lineage: Eukaryota; Oomycota; Saprolegniomycetes; Saprolegniales; Saprolegniaceae
Exons: 3
Coding region: 13-1023 (336 amino acids)
Molecular function (GO): protein binding
Source: RefSeq, a predicted model, not a curated record
CUGGACUGUAGCAUGCGACUCCUCCAUCUUGUUCUCGUCGUCCUGGCCAUGGCGCUGGCCGUCGUCGCCGACCCGCCGCCCAAGGAGGACGACCCCGCGCUCUCCAAGAUCCGCGUCCUGCGCAACGAAGCGCUCAAGCUCAAGGACAAGCGCGCCUACGGGCAGUCGGUGCAGAAGCUCGACAAGGCCAUCCGGUCGCUCCGGGACCUCCACGAGUCUCGCACGGACGCCAAGAAGCGGACGGCCGACGCAGCGCUUCUGGGGCAGACGCUCAACGAGCUCGGGAACGUCCUCGCGCUGGACCAGCGCUACGAAGAUGCGGAGCGCGUCCUGAAGCAGUCGGUCGACCUCAACUUGAAGGUCCUCGGCGACUCGCACCCGUCGUACUCACUCGCGCUGCGCAACCUCGCUGAGGUGUACAUGGCGCUCGACAAGUACGACGAAGCGAUCUCGAGCUACAAGACGCUCAAGUUCCACGCGCAGCAAGGUCUCGGCCAGCAGCACGCCGCCUGCAUCGACGCCUCGCGUCGCAUGGGCGAGUCUUUCCAGAAGCUCGGCAAGUUCAAGAAGGCCGUCAAAGUCUACAAGACCAUUCUCAAGCAGCUCGACCUCCCGACGCCCGAGAGCUCCGGGGAGAUCAUGGGCGAACCUGGCGUCGGUGAAAUCUUCAUGGGCCUCGCAAGCAGCCUCCUCCGCGUCGACAAGCUCGACGAAGCGAUCCAGUACGGCGAGCGCGCCGAGCACAUCAUGCGUGUUCGCGAUGGCGAGAACUCGAUGGGCUACGCCUUUAGCCAGAACGUGCUCGCGGGGAUUUACACGCACAAGGGCGAAGAAGACGUGGCGCUCGACUACCUCGAGACGGCGCAGCGCAUUGCAGUCCGCGAAUAUGGCUUGACGCAUGAGAUCGUUAAGGCCGGUCAGCGCAACAUUGAGCGCCUCCAAGACCGUGUGCAGGAGAAGAAGGACCGGAAGAAGAGGAAAGCAGAGUUGGAGGCUGCCACGGACGAGAAGACGGAGUUGUAGAUCAUCGACUCGUCUCGUAGUUAGUCGGUCGUGUCAACUAUACAAGGACCUAAAACCUUUUUCGAACGAAACGCCUGCGUAUCCGA